AUGGAUAUUGACAAAAUGUUCAAGGUCCCUAAACUUCCAACGGGAGGAACAAAACGAAAACUUCCUGAAAAUCCUACUCCCGAGAUGUUGAAGAAAAUGAAGAUGGAUUCCAAUACGUUGCCCAAACCGUCCGAAACUGUUCUACAUCCGUCGCGCAAGGCGACUGUGGAGGAAGUUGUAGAUGAGGAUGAGGAUGAGGAUUUCGCGCCUGGCGGAGACGCCGACUAUUUCGCGGAAGAGGAUGAUGAAGGUCGCUUUUUCGGAGGAGGUUUAACAUCUGAACAGAAAGAAAUUCUUAAUAUUUUCGACCAAGCUGGAACGCAGGGUACCGAAGAUGAAGCAGUAGACUUGUCUAUCACCAGAAUACGCCAAAUUUUGCUUUCGUUCGAGCGUGCUGUCAACAGGAAUCAAGAUCAUCGUUCAAAAUAUCCUGACGAUCCUUCGAAGUUCAUUGACUCCGAGGCUGACCUGGACAGUGCUAUCAAGGCGCUCCUCCCUCUGUCGCAGGUGCCAUCUUUGGCAUUUCCUGAACUCGUGCGAUCGGGCGCGGUCACCCUCCUUGUGGGGCUUCUCACCCAUGAGAACGUGGACAUAAUGAUCGACGCCGUCGAAGUCAUUUAUGAACUUACCGAUGACGACUUGGAGGUGGAGCAGGAAGAGGAAGGCUCCGAAAGGGGGCAGGAAGCCUUGACUAUGUUCGUUGAAAAAUUGGUGGACAGUUCGGUAUUGGAACUUCUGGCCGACAACCUGAAUCGCCUCAAUGAGGAUGAAGAAAGUGACCGUCAGGGGGUUUUUCACCUUUUAGGGAUUUUCGAGAACUUUGUGGGGCUGAAUCCGGCCCUUUCUCCAAAAAUCGUCACAGGGACGGGCGUCCUAAAAUGGUUACUGUCUCGUAUUCAGGCUAAAAUUCCUGACGAAAAUCGCGGGUAUGCCGCGGAAUUGUUGUCAAUUUUACUGCAAGACAGCCACGAGAACAAAGGGAAAUUUACCGAAGUUGGUGGAGUAGACGUCUUGCUCAAGACACUCUCUCAAUACCGCCGCAGGGAUCCUAUCGAUGCUGAUGAAACCGAAUUCAUGGACAACCUUUUUGAUUCUCUGUGUUCAUCUCUGAGCGAACCUGCGACGAAGCAAGCGUUUCUUGAAGGAGAGGGACCAGACCUAAUGGUUCUUUUGAUGAAGGAAAAGCUCGAGUCAAGAUCGCGGUCCAUUAAGGUGCUUGACUAUGCCAUGUCCGGGUCUGCUGGAACACCUGUUUGUGAAGCCUUUGUCGAAGUAUUAGGCUUGAAAACGUUAUUUACAGCAUUCAUGGGCAAAUCGUCAAAGCAUCAAAGAAGCGGUUUAGACUCAUCUACUCCCCAAGAUGUGGCUCAUAGUCUCGGGAUCAUCUCUUCUUUGUUCACAAAUCUUCCCUCUGACACAACAAGUCGAAUCCGUCUACUAGCUAAGUUUGUUGAAGGGGAUUAUGCAAAGAUUGACAAGCUCCUCGAAAUCCGUGAUGCUGCUACAAAACGCCUUCAACUAACGGAAAUAGAAAUCCAGAAAAGUAAACAGGAUGCCUCUAAUUCUGAUGACGAAGAAUCACAUGAAGAUUCGCUCUAUCUCCAACGACUGGAUGGGGGCCUGUUCACUCUUCAGACCGUCGACUAUAUCUUGGCCUGGUUGAUGAUGGAAGAUGACGGUGGUCAUGUGCUACGUAUGCUCAAUCGUAAAGACCAGUCAACGAAGGAUAUCCUCCGAACCCUACAAAGUUAUGAAGAACAUCUAGGCAAUGAGAUAGACUCGACUCAGACUACGGAUGAUUCCAUGUCGCAAAAAGACAUCCUGAAAGGCCUCAUAUCUGCCCUAAGUAGUAACACAACGAAACAAUCAUAA
Molecule: messenger RNA, 1872 nt
Organism: Cyclocybe aegerita
Lineage: Eukaryota; Fungi; Basidiomycota; Agaricomycetes; Agaricales; Hemipholiotaceae
Source: the annotation of a GenBank genome assembly